AUGCAGUUCAUCAGCAUAUCCGUCAUCCUCGCUUCGCUCUCGGCGAUUGUCGCCUCGUCGCCCAUCGUCUUGCCGGCUUCCGCUGCUGGUUCAGCACCGCUGUCGCCCAAUAUCACCGUCACCGGCGACGUACCUGCAAAGCAUGGCAACAUACUCUCUUCCCGCGUGGACGACCACGUUAACGAUGAGCCUAUCGGCGAUUAUAAUGACCAGGACUCCUCCCUCUCCGCCAUAGACGAGAUGAUAGAUGCAUUGGACGUUGACGGAAUGCCUGCACCUGGAGCGCCGACAUCCAAUCUUAUAAACUCCACCACCUCGACAAAGCCCUUCAAAAGUGCGACGGUGAAGCGCUUUGGUCGCAAGAAAGCUGUCCACAAUCCGCGUGCAGUUGAUGCUGACGCCGCCGAUGAGCCGUUGGCCGACUGGAACGACGACGGCACCGACGACCCCGCUAUUGACGAAAUGAUGGAUGCCCUGGAUGUUGACCAGUCCCAAGCCUCAGUCUUCCCUGAGAGGUUGUCGACCAUACCGGCCGUUCCCACACAUACGCGCUCAUGA
This is a messenger RNA of Punctularia strigosozonata HHB-11173 SS5, 558 nucleotides long. RefSeq lists its product as uncharacterized. NCBI's taxonomy places the organism in Eukaryota, Fungi, Basidiomycota, Agaricomycetes, Corticiales, Punctulariaceae. The transcript has 3 exons. The coding region runs from base 1 to 558 and encodes 185 amino acids. The record is from RefSeq and is a predicted model, not a curated record.